CACAGGAAAUUAUUCUGUGGAUGUUGCAGUCUACGUAGUGUCAUUCUAACCAUGCAAUUUUGGUCGGACAAACCGUGGAUUAGUCAAAUGAACUAAAGCUCGCUAUGUUUGGAUGGUAAAUCAUUAUGUUUUAACUUGAUGUUUUGAUAACGUCUCGACGUUUAGACGCUGGUACAGCCAGUUUUAUCGUAAACUACGAGUUCGCAUUUGCAGUCGCGAAGAAAAAAAAAACUGAAAACAAAAAUGGGCGAUAGAAGUAAGAUAAAAACAGGGAACCUUAGAGCAAAUGUUAUGGAAGAAAAGGAACUCUCCAAGCGACUGAAUCGUUUGAAAAGACAAACGGACUACUUUGUUUCCGAGAUAGAAGCAGAGCAAGUGGUAUUUGCCAAGAAGUUCUUAAGCCACUUAAACAGGAGUAGAAGGAUUGCUGAAGCACAGGAAUCUGUUGUGAAUACCUUCAAGUCAACGCGCUGGAAUUUUGCUUUUGAAAAUCAACGAUCUGACCAGACAAUAAGGUCCAAAAGAUUAAAUUCGAAAGAAAGCACCUCAUUGGAAAUGUUGAGCGGCAGCGUCCCUGAAGAACGCGCGGAGAAAAAACCCUCCCGCGUACUAAAACGCAUAAGUCAGCAGUUCGAAGUGCCUUAUAAAAAGCUGUACUCCUUCAAGACGAGCGAAUUCGGAAGGCCAGCCACUGUUCUUGACAUGCGUUGUAAGAUGUGGCAAAGAAUUUCGUACUGCGCGGAUAAAAAGGACAGAGUAAAAAGUGCGCCUCCGUGGGCUGAGAACUACAAGGCGCCCAGACAGAUCGAACAAGCACACUAUCGCGCGCUUGACUAUAUAGGCAUGAAGAAGAACCUUGUGAGUCCACCCAGCAGACAGCCACAAAUAGACAUAGCAGCUCUGAGGAGCUAUCGGGGACGUGAGGUCAAAGUUGAAAGAAGGGUUGUCUCUCAGUUCAAUGACAGUCUUGAACCGUUCAAGAUCAAACCAGGGGCGAAACAAAUCAUUUACGAUGCAAACGGAUUGUAUGGUGAAUUAGCAAAAUUAGCGGACAGGAAAGCUAGCUAGUUGUUAAUUAUGAUGUUUAGGAAUAGGUGUCUAAGUGAGCACUAAAGUUUAUUUUUUCUUAUUUACAGACUGAAUGUAGUAAAAGCUCAAUUUUCCUUUUACUCUACAUUCUGAUAUGCUAGAUCUAUAGACUGCAUGCACUGCAUUGGUUCAUUUCUAAACCGAAACCUUUUUAAAUGUAAUACACUUUGGAACAAUUUCCACUUAUAGGAAUGAAAUUUAUUUUUUUCUGGCUCUUGAAGAGAAGCGCAUAGUUACGUAACAGUGCAAUGUAGCAAUUUUUUAUUUGAGAUACUAAGCGCAUCGGGAUUGGUCAAAAACUUCUCGUUUAUUGCACUGUUAAAUCCAUAGAAAGCUUUUAUUGUUGUAAAUCUAUUUUAUGAAAGCAAUAGACCGCCACUAUGCGUUUACGGACGUUAUAACAGACAUAGGAUGCUGAGAGAACACUCAAAAAGUUUGUAAAUCACUCGCCGCGCUGGAAGCGAGGGAUGUGUACUUCACCCGUAAACCGAUAGAGAGUGCGGUCUAUUGCUUAAUUAAUUAAAACAUGUCAUUUUCACUUGCAAAUUGUUGCAGUAUUUUUUAUGUCUUUUCACCUGCAUAACUAUGUGAUGGAUGAAAUAAAAUGAAUUUUUCUGAGACUACGAGAAAGGGAGC
Molecule: messenger RNA, 1725 nt
Organism: Stylophora pistillata
Lineage: Eukaryota; Metazoa; Cnidaria; Anthozoa; Scleractinia; Pocilloporidae
Source: RefSeq, a predicted model, not a curated record